AUGGCGGCCAAGACUCUCAAAGUUGCCGUCGUUCCAGGCGAUGGCAUUGGCACCGAGGUCAUGCCGCAGGGCGUCCGGUGCCUCGAGGCAAUUUGCAAGGCAUACGAAAUCACCUUUGAAUUUGAGUGGUUCGAUUUUGCCAGCUGUCGCCAUUACCUAGAUCACGGGGAUAUGCUCCCUCCAGACUGGAAGGAAAAGUUGAUGCGUUUCGACGCCAUCUACUUUGGUGCCGUCGGCCUGCCCGAUGUUGUCGCCGACGACGUCUCUCUGUGGGGGAGCCUCCUCAAGUUUCGCCGGGAAUUCGAUCAGUACAUCAAUCUCCGCCCGUGCCGCCUGAUGCCGGGGAUCCGGAGCCCGCUCGCGGACCGCAAACCGGGGGACAUUGACUUUUGGGUAGUCAGGGAGAACACCGAGGGCGAGUACAGCAGCAUCGGCGGUAAAAUGUUUGAGGGAACCGAGCGGGAGAUUGUCAUUCAGGAAACAGUCAUGACGAGAGUUGGAGUAGACCGGGUUCUACGUUACGCGUUUGAACUCGCCCAGAGUCGUCCGCGGAAGAAGCUUACCAGCGCGACCAAGAGCAACGGCAUCAACACCACCAUGCCUUAUUGGGACUCGCGAGUUGUCGAGAUGGCAAAGAGCUUUCCCAAUGUUCACGUCGACAAAUAUCACAUUGACAUUCUCACUGCACACUUUGUCCAGCGUCCAGACAUGUUCGAUGUCAUUGUCGCCAGCAACCUGUUUGGCGACAUCCUCUCGGACCUGGGGCCUGCCUGUACAGGGACAAUCGGAAUUGCGCCGUCCGCAAACAUUAACCCAGACGGCAAGUUUCCGAGCCUGUUUGAACCUGUUCAUGGCAGCGCGCCGGAUAUUGCCGGAAAGGGCAUUGCCAACCCCGUCGGGAUGAUUUGGGCAGGCCAAAUGAUGCUCCAGCAUUUCGGCCACGAGGCGGCGGCAAAGGCGCUCUUGCAGGCCAUUGAGAAUGUUUUGGCUCGCUCAGAUCCGGACAUCAUGACACCGGACAUGGGCGGCCGUGGCACGACGCUGAGUUUUGGAGACGAGGUUGAGCGGGAGAUAUUGAAAGCGAGCGGGCAAUGA
Beauveria bassiana ARSEF 2860 is the source of this 1095-nucleotide messenger RNA. Its product is annotated as tartrate dehydrogenase. The record is from RefSeq and is a predicted model, not a curated record. Gene Ontology annotation, molecular function: magnesium ion binding; NAD binding; oxidoreductase activity, acting on the CH-OH group of donors, NAD or NADP as acceptor. The transcript has a single exon. Lineage: Eukaryota; Fungi; Ascomycota; Sordariomycetes; Hypocreales; Cordycipitaceae. The coding region runs from base 1 to 1095 and encodes 364 amino acids.